AUGAGCCAGGCACCGCUAUUAUCGAAAACCGCUCCCAGGAGAAGUCCUCCUCCUAUACCUCUUGGUAUCCAACACUGCCGUCAGCUCAGUGUUGAUACGGAAGCCAGAGAAGCAGAGCUACCGAUUUUCUAUGUCAGCAAGGCACUUCAGAGCGCAGAGCUUCGGUACCCACCCUUAAAGCAGCUAGCACUGGCCCUGGUCGUCUCGGCGCGAAGGCUUCGCCCAUACUUCCAGGCGCACGAGAUCACUGUACUCCAAAAGCCAGAAACGUCGGGCCGAUUGGUCAAAUGGGCAAUCGAGUUGGGAGAAUUUGACAUACAGUUCAAGCCGAGGCCUGCAGAAAAAGGUCAGGCCGUCGCCGACUUCAUCUCCGAGCUCACACCUCCUGCACUAUCGGAACCAUCAUCACCGAACGCUAUCCUUACUGCACCGGAGAAAAUGGAUACCGAACGUUUCGACACUUCCGUUCCUCUCUGGAUUCUGCACGUGGACGGCUCGGCAAACCAGCAAGGCUGUGGUGCCGGCUUAGUGUUAACCACUCCGGACGGUAGCAAAGUCGAGUAUGCCCUCCGAUUCAACUUCCGGACCUCCAAUAACGAGGCAGAGUAUGAGGCUCUCUUGGCCGGCCUUCGGCUAGCCAAGAGCAUGAGCGCGAGGCAGAUCAGCAUUCACAGUGACUCCCAGCUCAUAGUGAAUCAGAUAACGGCAGACUUCGCAGCGAAGGAUGCCUCUAUGUCAGCCUACCUAUCGGCAGCUCACCAACUACUACAAAAAUUUCAGGCCUACGAGAUACGGCAGAUCCCCAGGUCAGAAAACAGCCACGCCGAUGCGCUCUCACGUUUGGCUUCGGCAAUAAAUGACAAGAUCGGAAGGAAGGUACCGGUGGAGAUAUUAUCCCAACCAAGCACGACAGCCGCUGAGGUGUGUACCGUUCGGUACGAGGGACACAUGGAUGUCUCCAAUCUAUGCCUUCCUGACAACCGGAACCCUUCCUACCGAUAA
Molecule: messenger RNA, 1002 nt
Organism: Prunus armeniaca (apricot)
Lineage: Eukaryota; Viridiplantae; Streptophyta; Magnoliopsida; Rosales; Rosaceae
Source: the annotation of a GenBank genome assembly